Molecule: messenger RNA, 438 nt
Organism: Metschnikowia bicuspidata var. bicuspidata NRRL YB-4993
Lineage: Eukaryota; Fungi; Ascomycota; Pichiomycetes; Serinales; Metschnikowiaceae
Exons: 1
Coding region: 1-438 (145 amino acids)
Source: RefSeq, a predicted model, not a curated record
AUGCCUCUUUUUCUAGCUGCUUCACUCAAAACGGCACUUAUGCUAGGUGCCACCAUCGGGUUAGUCGCAGCCUUGAUUUCGAACGAUAAAAUUACAGAAAAAGCAGCGCAAGCGUUUCAAAAGGGGGCCGACAGGCUCAAUGACCGCUUGAAGCACAGAAGAAAAAUGAUUGGAAAUGAAAUUGUUAUGGCAGAAGAUUAUGAUAUUCAUCCAGAACAAGGAAUUGUAAGUGAUGUAGCAACACCGAAUAUCACAGACGACGAGCGUGAAGAGUAUCAUUCGCAUACAGAUCAAGAUAUUUCAAGCGAGGUAACAACACCCAAUAUUUCUGAUGAGGAGAAUGAAAGAGAAAACGAGGACGCGGAAUUGUGGCUCGAUGAUACAAUCGGAUCUAGUGUAAUGUCUAGUGGGUUUAGAAAGAAUUCAGAAGACCACUGA